AUGCAGACGCUGAAGCAGAAGCAUCGCCCCUUCUGCUUCAGCGUGAAAGGCCAAGUGAAGAUGCUGCGGCUGGCACUAACUGUGACAUCUAUGGCUUUUUUUAUCAUUGCACAAGCCCCUGAACCGUACAUUGUCAUCACUGGAUUUGAAGUCGCUGUUAUUUUCUUUUUCAUAAUUUUAUAUAUGCUGAGACUGGAUCGAUUAAUAGACUGUUUGUUUUGGCCUUUGCUUGAUAUUAUCAACUCAAUGGUAACAGCAAUAUUCAUGAUAAUCAUAUCUGUGUUGGCACUGAUACCAGAAACUACAACAUUUAUAGUCCUUGGAGGGGUGUUCGGACUCCUGGCAGCAGUGUGCUGUAUUGCCGACGGGGCCCUUAUUUACCAGAAACUUCUAUUUAAUCCAAGUGGUCCUUAUCAAAAAAAACCUAUUCAUGACAAAAUAUAA
Molecule: messenger RNA, 444 nt
Organism: Puma concolor (puma)
Lineage: Eukaryota; Metazoa; Chordata; Mammalia; Carnivora; Felidae
Gene: CKLF
Product: chemokine like factor
Cellular component (GO): membrane
Source: RefSeq, a predicted model, not a curated record